AGUCUUUUUCAAGUAGAACCUCGUGCUAUUUUAAUACAAACUGCAAAACAAGAAUAAUUAUGUAUUUCAUAAAUAUAUAACCCCCUACUCAGGAACUAAAUGCACUGAACUGUUGUUGCUCAAUGGUUUACCCGUCAUCAUCGCUCCUUCCUUUAGCUUAGCUGGCAGAUGUGUCAAUCAUUACAUCGCUGUGGAGAUAGGUCUGCAAUGUGAGACUAGCCAGUCAUCAACAUGGAUUGAACGAACUCUGACUGUUAUCUUUCACAUGGCAGCGCGGUGGAAAAGUAACUUAUCUGACGGUUACAUGAGUGGAAUAAGCUCCUGUGCUCAGCUUCAUCACAACAGAAAGAGGAGAGAAGGCUAGCAGUGACCAUGGAGGCUGGAUUUCACUCUCUCUUCACCACAGCUGGCCAGCUGCCUUGGUUGCUUCUGACUCUGUUGACAUCAUGGACAGUCUUGUGUUCAGCAGAUAUAAAGCAGACAAGAUGGCCAUUAUAUUCCCAGAAGCCAGUUCUUCUUGCCUGGAAUGCCCCAACACAGGAGUGUGCCCCGCGACAUCGCGUAACUUUAUCUUUGGACCAGUUUGACAUCGUGGCAUCCCCCAAUGAGGGCUUUGUCCGGCAGAACCUCACCAUUUUCUAUAAGGAGCGCCUUGGGUUGUAUCCCUAUUAUGAGCGUGGUGGCACUGCAGUGAAUGGAGGUCUUCCACAGCUUGCCAGCCUUACUCAGCACUAUGAAAAGAUGCCUGAAGGUUUGCAAAAAUAUAUACGUGAGCCAGAGGCAAAAGGUUUGGCUGUAAUUGACUGGGAGGAGUGGCGACCAUUGUGGAUCCGAAAUUGGGAUAUUAAAGACAUAUAUCGAAAUAAAUCUCGUGAAAUGGUGGUCAAAAAGAACCCUCAGUGGACCCCAGAACAUGUGGGAAAAGUUGCACAGCAGGAAUUUGAGCUAUCAGCUCGCAAAUUUAUGCUGGAGACUCUGAAAUUUGCCAAGAAUUUGAGGCCCAAUCAACUGUGGGGCUUCUACCUGUUUCCAGAUUGUUACAACCAUGACUACAGGAGUGGUCUGAAGAACUACACAGGCCGCUGUCCUGCUGUGGAGAUGACCCGCAAUGAUCAACUGAACUGGUUAUGGAUGGAAUGUACAGCGUUCUUCCCAUCUAUAUACAUAGGUUCUGUACUAGGCUCUACAAAUGAUGGACGCCUCUUUGUCCGAAACAGGGUAAAGGAGGCGAUGCGCCUGGCAUCUGUUGGGGAUGGAUUAGCACGGCCUGUUUUUGUUUAUACCCGCCCCACUUACAUCAAUCAGAUGACCCUCCUAACUCAGACAGAUCUGGUCUCCACCAUUGGUGAGAGUGUUGCACUUGGAGCUGCAGGUGUAAUUUUCUGGGGGGACACCUCCUAUGCAAGCAGCAGUGCCAGCUGCUCCAUCCUGAAUGAGUAUCUUCAGGGACAACUGGGCCGGUACCUCCUCAAUGUGUCUACAGCAGCAGAACAGUGCAGUCAGGUGGUGUGUAAAUCACACGGCCGCUGUCUGCGCAAAAUACCAGACAAUGAUGUGUACCUGCAUCUCAGCCCUUUAACGCACAGCAUCACCAGUCAGGGUGGCCGGCUGAAGGUUACAGGCCUGCCUGGCCAAGCAGAGCUGGCUCUUUUCCGCACACACUUCCAGUGCCAAUGCUACAGUGGGUACAGGGGUGAGGCCUGUGCUCAGAAAGAAAAAGGGCAGAAUAGAGCCUCCUCUGUCUUAGGGACCUGGCCUCUUUGCCUUUUACUCCCACUAGGACUCCUCAGUCUGCUACACUGAGGAAACUGAGAAGCCCCAAACUAUUCACUGCUUCUGCCAGCCCUGAAAAGGACAGUUCAGACUUUUCAACAUAAAGGUGAUAAGUUACUGCACAUUAGUAAUGCUGAUGCAUUGACAACAGCAGACAGUCACUCCUGUCAUUUUUAUUUAUUUUUUUAUUUUUAUUAUUUAUCUCAAACAGUCAACAAUGUUGCAAAAGAAAACAAAACAAUUAAAACCACAAAAUUAAAACACAAACAAUCAGAAUUUACCAAAGACCAACAAAAUGAAUAAUAAAAAAGGAUAAGUUCGGGAAUGAGCAGGCGGAAGCAUACAGCUUAUUAGGUCCUGCCCCUACUUCACAAUAUUAUUACAAAACAAAUAGAUAUGCAAAUACAGCAUACAAUAUUUCAGGUCUUACAAUAAAUUAGAACAAUACAACAAUACCUUUUCAUUACAGUUCCAUUCCUAUGUUUCAGUCUAUUCCUUUCUGUAUUGGUCAAGUAUUGAUUUCUUUAAUCUAUUUUUGAACUGAAUGAUAUUAUGGCUCUGUUUGAUGUCAUUGUUCAGUCCAUUCCAUAAGUUCGCCCCACAAACUGAAACGCACAUGCUUUUAACAGCAGUUCGCACAAGAGGUUGUUUGAACAUACAUUGUCCUCUUAGAUGAUAUCCCCCGUCUCUUUCAUAUAACAUUGCCCGUAUGUUACACGGUCAAUUAUUUUCUUUAACUUUAAACAUAAAUUGUGCAGUUUUGAAUGUAACAAUGUCCAUAAAUUUCAGCAAAUGUGAAUUCAAAAACAGAUGAUUAGUGUGCUCGUAAUACCCGGUGUGAUUUAUUAUCCUGAUUGCUCUUUUUUGCAAUGUGAAAUAUUUUGUAAGGUGCUUUUGUAGGUAUUUCCCCAAACUUCCACACAAUAUAACAUGUAUGGUAAAAUAAGUGUGCAGUACAGAGUAUGUAGUGUCAGAGAUCUCCCAGUAUGAUGGGAGCUUUUUAUCCCAGCACACAGACCUAUCUAACAGGAAUAUUUGUGUUUGACGAGCUCCUUCACUGGCAGAGCUCCAACCUCAUGACCGCCUCGUGGAACUAACGUCCAUCCAUCAAUAUUGCAACUGGUCAUUAACUUGUAGCAAAUGAUGUCAAAAAUCCGAUCUGUUAAAGGUGUCUGUCAUGCUCCAUGCUGACCCUGACCUCCAGAUGAGGAGAUGCUGUAUACCAUCACUCCACAUUGAAUGGGACUAUAGUGUAAGUAGAGGAUAAAAUGCAUUAUGAAAAAAAGACUGCUUAACCUAAAAGUUUUUUUAUAUAUAUAUUCUGCAGUUCCAUACUGCUGUCCACUUCAAACAUUAUAGUUUGUAUCUUUUGGUCGAUUAAGCUGUUAAAUGUUAGCUUUAUGAAUGAAAUGUAAAUAGUUAAUUAUGCCAGAUAGUGAUAAAUUAUGAGAAAUGGAGUCUUAAAUCUUUUUGGCUAAUAGAAACAACAUGGCUGAACCUGCCUGUUUCAGUUCCAAAUGGUGCCUUACCUGGUCUGUGAAGUGCUCUUUUUAUGGUUGCCUUUGUUUACAAGUUGUGACUGUUGAGGUUUUUACAGCAGUGUUUAUCUCAGCCCUUUGCUGGGCACAGGGCUACUGCUUUAUACUAAAAUUAACUCAAAAUGCCGACCAGUUUUCAAGGAAAAUCUAUAUAUAUAUAUAUAUAUAUAUGCUGAUAAAUAAAUGCCAAAUAUAUGUUAAUUCUUCAAUUAUGUGUUACUCUAAGCACAUGUCUUGUUUACAAUUAUUUGAUAUGUAAGGGAUCCUUUUGAACAUGGUUGUGUUUAUGUUAAAAUAAAAAAUGGCUAAUGCUGUUAUCAGAUUUUCUUUAAAUUCAAAUAUUGAUAUCAGCCUCAGAAAUUCAGUAAUGCUCUGGCUCUAUAAAUAAUUUUAGUUUAGAUUUGUUUUUGUGUAGUUUGACUUGCUUGUACAGCAGCUUGUGUCAGGGUUCCUACCAGUGACAUGGGUUGAUAGCAACUACUGUACAUACAACUUUAUAUUCGUUUAUUGCCAAGUAAAUAUAUAUUUGCUAUACUGAAGCUAGCCAAGCAGUUUCAUAUUUAUACAAUAGGUUCUGUAUUUAUUCUCCAUGGCACUGCUCAGAAAAGUAUUUAAUCCCCCAAAAUGAGUUAUGAUACUAGUGCGCAGGUGGUGGUUUGUGCUGUUUUUAACAGACUAAAUAGAAUUCCAUUAGAGCGUUUUAUGUAUGCUGCAAACCAUUUUAAAAUACUGCACUUUAACUACUUUUUUUGUUGAGGUGGAUCUGGCUUUAUUUCAUGUUGAUACUUAAAGAGGUGAAAUCCUGUUCUCUUUUUAUCCCAGUUAAUGUGUUAACGCAUUUAAUGUUGGAUAUUUGUUUUACUGUGAAUCUUGU
This is a messenger RNA of Sander lucioperca (pikeperch), 4185 nucleotides long. It is a transcript of the gene hyal2b, whose product is annotated as hyaluronidase 2b. Gene Ontology annotation, molecular function: hyalurononglucosaminidase activity; hyaluronoglucuronidase activity. Lineage: Eukaryota; Metazoa; Chordata; Actinopteri; Perciformes; Percidae. Gene Ontology annotation, biological process: carbohydrate metabolic process; hyaluronan catabolic process. The coding region runs from base 373 to 1803 and encodes 476 amino acids. The transcript has 4 exons. The record is from RefSeq and is a predicted model, not a curated record.